GACAGUACCCAGCACGCCGAUAUAACUACUGACUGUGGAUCGGCAGGGAAUAGGGGAUUAGCUUUACAACGUGGGAUCAUACUUUCUCUCCGCCUAAUCGGAUGCCAUGGGAACUGCACGCAAUCCACCUUCGAGCGUUCCCAGCAGGCCAACUUUUGCUUGCGUUCGCUGCGCUGGGCGGAAAGUAAAAUGUGACAGGAAUAUACCAUGCACCGCGUGUGUCAAACAUGGAGCUAAGUGCGUGUUUCAACCUCCGCCGCCUCCUCGGAGAAGACGUCGACCUGGGGCAGCUGGGCCUUCGAUAGAUAGGCGCGAAUACCCGCAAACACGCCUUCAAGCGCAAGGCCACAGCCUGAAAGAGUCAUCCAAUCCUCCUGAUAGUAAUUCACGGAGCCAUCUGUCGAGUCAGGAAAUUCGCGGCUCACAAUCGAGCUCAUCAGCGCCAAGCGGGAGUGUCAGCAAAACUCAAGUAAUCCAAGGACUAGGGCAGUCAAUGUUGAUUGAUAAGUGAGUUCAGACCCCCAAUAAUUUAGAUAUAUUUGCUGAGUCCCCGCGCAGUAGCUUGUGGUCAAGAGUUGUGGAAGAGGUGAGUGUCCUGCCGCAUAUCUUGCUUGGGUUGCUUGCUGGGCGCUAAGGUAUCAUAAGUUUCACGACCCCGAGGAUGCUCUGCGGAGGAGUUCAGACGACUUGAGUGAUGCAGAAACCCUUAAUGAUG
Molecule: messenger RNA, 715 nt
Organism: Trichoderma asperellum CBS 433.97
Lineage: Eukaryota; Fungi; Ascomycota; Sordariomycetes; Hypocreales; Hypocreaceae
Source: RefSeq, a predicted model, not a curated record